AAUUCAGCCCACUUACAUCUCCUGACCUCACCAUAAUGUGGCGAAAUUCUUGGAUAUAAAUUGCGUCCAAGAAUGCCUAACAUCAACAGUUGUUCUAGUAACGUCUAGUAAACAUCAAAUCAAAACCAAAAUGUUCAAACUCGUUGUCGUCUUCGCUUUGAUUGCUGCCGCUUUGGCAGCCCCAGAAGCCGCCCCAAAGGCCAAAGCUGAAGCCAAAGCCAAUCCCGGAGUUGUGGCCGCUGCUUACACCGCUCCAGUUGUUGCCGCUCCUGCUGUAGCUUAUUCCGCUCCUUACGCCGCUUACGCUGCUCCUUUGGCCUACUCUGCAGGAUACGUUGCACCAUCGGUCUACGCUGCAGGAUACUCGGCUUACUCUGCGCCACUUAUUGUUUUCAUCACCCUCCUCAGUAUCGCUUUCGGAGCUCCCGAGCCCAAAGCUGAUCCCAAAGCUGACCCGAAAGCUAAACCAGGUCUUGCUUAUGCAGCACCUGUAGUCGCCGCUCCUGCAGUCGCCUACACAUCGGCUUACACCGCCCCUCUUGCCUAUUCAGCAGGAUACGUUUCACCAUACGCUGCCGCUUACACUGCCUAUUCUCCAUACGCUGCGUACCCCGCGUACUCUGCCCCCUUGGUUGUUGUAUAAAUUGUAAAUGUUGAAAAUUAGCCCAAAUAAAACUUAUAAACAAAA
This is a messenger RNA of Tribolium madens (black flour beetle), 688 nucleotides long. RefSeq names its product cuticle protein 16.5 (gene MFK3-8). Bases 131 to 643 code for a protein of 170 amino acids. The record is from RefSeq and is a predicted model, not a curated record. The transcript is spliced from 3 exons. Lineage: Eukaryota; Metazoa; Arthropoda; Insecta; Coleoptera; Tenebrionidae.